AUGGGCCCUCGGCAGCUCCCGCAGUUCGGCCUCCCAUCCCGAGGAGCCGCUGCUUCUGCCUUCUGCACCUGCUGCGGCUUGUUCUGCUCCCCGUCCGUCGCUGGAAAGAAACAAUCAUCUGUAUUUCUUGUUAACAACAAGAGGAAGGCCUAUUUUGCAAAGACAAUGGAUGACAGGUAUGACGGGUUCUUCCUCUCCAUGCUCGCCACUAGCGUAAUCAUCGUUUCCAUUAAUUGGAAGAGGUAUCGCCUUUGUGCCCACCCGCUCCACAUUUGGAUAGUGGUGGACUACACCACUGUCUUCAUCUUCCGCCUCCUAAUGUUUCUUGAUAAUGGUCUCGCUGCAGGAAUGGGAUUAGAUCUUGGAUGGCAACAGAGAUAUGCUCGUUUUUGUGGAAGAAUAGUUGUCCUCUCAGUUCUUGUACUACUUCUCUAUCCCUUUCUCUGGGUUUGGACUGUGAUUGGAACAUUGUGGUUUAACACUGCAAGGGGCUGCUUGCCGGAAGAAGGACAAAAGUGGGGCUUCUUGAUAUGGCUGCUUUUCAGUUACUGUGGGCUCGCCUGUAUUGCUUGUGUAGCUAUUGGGAAGUGGUUAAACCGAAGGCAUGCAGUUCAACAGAGAGCACAACAAGGAAUUCCAGUCUCUGAAUACGGGAUUUUGGUUGAUAUGAUCCGUGUUCCUGAUUGGGCAUUUGAGGCUGUUGGCCUGGAAAUGAGAGUGGGCCAAGAUACUGCAUAUCAUCCUGGUCUUUAUUUAACUGCAGCUCAGAGAGAAGCAGUUGAGGCACUGAUUCAAGAGCUUCCAAAAUUCAGGCUGAAAGCUGUUCCAACGGACUGCAGUGAAUGUCCCAUCUGCCUUGAAGAAUUUCAUGUUGGCAAUGAGGUCCGUGGGCUCCCAUGCGCGCACAAUUUCCAUGUGGAGUGCAUCGACCAGUGGCUCCGACUGAAUGUCAAGUGCCCACGGUGCCGGUGCUCCGUCUUCCCCAACCUGGACCUGAGUGCGUUGAACAAUCUUCGGUCGACCAGCGAGCCGGACCAUCCAUCCGCCAGUGCCAGCGAUGUAACUACAGCAACGAGAUACGUGAGGUCGCAGCCGGCAGGGCAAAGCUAUUUGGUGCGGUUGCAGGGGCUGCUGCUCCGCCCUGUCCGGCACGAGAGCGUGGAGAGUGACGGUGAGCCGGCGGUGGCCAACAGUCGCUUGGUUGGCCCCGAAGAGCUGCCCAGCAUAGUUGUAGACGAUGGCCAUCAGCUGCUAGAUCGCUGA
Miscanthus lutarioriparius is the source of this 1263-nucleotide messenger RNA. NCBI's taxonomy places the organism in Eukaryota, Viridiplantae, Streptophyta, Magnoliopsida, Poales, Poaceae. The record is from the annotation of a GenBank genome assembly.